Messenger RNA from Morus notabilis, 2353 nucleotides. RefSeq lists its product as uncharacterized. The record is from RefSeq and is a predicted model, not a curated record. The transcript has 8 exons. NCBI's taxonomy places the organism in Eukaryota, Viridiplantae, Streptophyta, Magnoliopsida, Rosales, Moraceae. The coding region runs from base 238 to 1953 and encodes 571 amino acids.
UUUGCCCCCCCAUUUUCUUGUUUAACAAACUAGCUUUUUGGAGUUAAUUAAGCGUGCUUUGGAAUAAAGAUAGUAAUUGAGAAGGACACAGGGAAAUUCCUUUAUUAUACCCGCCAUUUUGUACGUAGAGAUUCUCUGACCCUCUUAUAUAUAAUAACCACGAUUCUCAAAUCUUUCUUAAAUCUCAAAUCUCGCUUUCUUCUUUGUCUUCGUGUGUAUGUGGACUGGGUUUCCACAAUGCCGGAGCUAGGUUUCCCGGAGCAGAGCUCGUUGUUGCCGGCGGCGGCGAGAUCCGGCCUCAGAGCACGCGACGCCAGCCCCGACUCGGUCAUCUUCACGCUUGAGUCUAACUUGAGCCUCUUCUCUUCCGCCUCCGCCAGCGUCGACCGCUGCUCAUUCGCCUCCGACGCCCACGACCACGACUCCAUCGUCUCCGAGAUCUCUCUGCAUUUUGCAGCACAAGAUAGUGAGCAACAAGAGAGUUCAAGUGGUCCAGAUCCAGAUCCAAACAAACCCGCUAUUCACAUCAAUAGGAAUAGAAAAGGCAAAAAAGUGAAAGUUCAAAAAGAAGAGAGCGAUGGGGAGGUAGCUCUUGAUUCUGCUAGGAGCUCCUUUUCUCUGGCCCUCAAAGAGUGUCAGGAACGGAGAUCCAGAUCUGAAGCUUUAUCAAAGAAGCAAGACAGGCGACGACCCGCUUCCUUGGAUUUGAACAAUGCAACUGCUUCUUCACCUCGAUUGGUAACCAUCAAGAAGGCGUCCUUGACUUCUCGCAGGUCGGGUAAUUUCCCAAGUCCCGGAACCCCAAACUACCGGCACGCAAGUGUAGGAAUGCAGAAGGGUUGGAGUUCCGAGCGAGUGCCUUUGCAUUCCAAUGCUGGCCGGACGCAUGCGAAUGCUUUGCUGUUACCUUUCAAUAGCGGAAAGACCUUGCCUUCAAAGUGGGAGGACGCUGAGAGAUGGAUUUUUAGUCCGGUUGGUGACGGUGCGGUGAGAUCUUCGUAUCAGCAGCCGCAGAGGAGGCCAAAGUCGAAGAGUGGUCCACUUGGGCCUCCUGGAAUAGCGUAUUAUUCUUUGUACUCGCCAGCCAUACAGAUGUUUGAUGGUGGUAGUGUGGGCAAUUUCAUGGCUGCUUCUCCUUUCUCAGCUGGUGUUAUAGCAGCAGAUGGAUUGGGGAUCCAAACUAACGGUCACGGUGGAGCCUUUCCUGUUCGCACAGAGCCUUGCAUGGCCCGUUCAGUUAGUGUCCAUGGUUGCUCUGAGAUGCUGACCCAGUCUUCAGUGCCUGUUCCUGAAGGCACAAAUGAAAAUCUUGAUGGGGUCAAGGAUGCAGCCACCAAUGUAUCUCGUGCAGUUUCAAGAAGGGAUAUGGCUACCCAGAUGAGCCCAGAUGGUAGCACCCACUCAUCUCCUAAAACAGGGCCUUACUCUGAUUCUACCCCCUCAAUCCUGCCUAUCCUAGAGUUGGAGAGUGCCCCUUCUUGUAAAUUGGAAGUCAGGGAUGUGCAGGUAGAUGAACGAGUCACCAUGACUAGGUGGUCCAAGAAACACAGAUCACGAAUUCCUGUGAAGGGUUCUGAAAUUUUUGAAAACUGGAAGAAAAAAGAUGGAGAUGCACGAUCACCAGCUUGGGAUCUUUCUGACACAGCAAAGAGCAUUUCAAAGGUUAAAAGAGAGGAAGCUAAAAUCACGGCAUGGGAGAACCUGCAGAAGGCAAAAGCUGAGGCAGCAAUACGGAAGCUAGAGAUGAAGCUGGAGAAAAAGAGAUCAUCAUCCAUGAAUAAGAUAAUGAAGAAGCUGAGAUCGGCUCAGAAGAGAGCUCAAGAAAUGCGGAGCUCAGCAAUAGCUAACCAAGCUCACCAAGUUACUAGGAGUUCUUCACACAAAGCUGUAUCAUUUCGUAGAACCCGUCAGAUGAGUUCUUUGAGUGGUUGUUUUACUUGCCACGCUUUCUAAUUCCUUAUCCAGCUAUCUGUUGCUCCACUUGACCUCCGAUGCCAGGUUUAAGUAAAAGAAGGUGUCCAGAAUGAGUGCGAUCAUGAAGAUGUAUAGCAGUGAGUAGCUAAGAUUGUGACACAAAAUCAGUGUCCGAAAUAGAUUUUUGGUGUGACAAGGAUCAGUAACUCCGCACGUUUGCCGAAACAAGAAAAUAGAAAGACUACCCAGUACUGCUUUUGGAGACUGAGAGUCGAAUAAUGCAUGUAUGUACGUAUUAUGUAAAUCAGAAUGAUAAGAUUUUAUACUUUUUAUUUUUUCAAUGUCUUUUCCACUAUAGCAUUUCGCCUUCGUUGUGCAAAUGAAGAAACGAUUAAGGGGUUUAAUUCCAUUAAUUACAGAAAUGAAGAUUACUGAGUUC